Messenger RNA from Protomyces lactucae-debilis, 1131 nucleotides. RefSeq lists its product as uncharacterized. NCBI's taxonomy places the organism in Eukaryota, Fungi, Ascomycota, Taphrinomycetes, Taphrinales, Protomycetaceae. The coding region runs from base 58 to 885 and encodes 275 amino acids. The transcript has 2 exons. Gene Ontology annotation, biological process: fungal-type cell wall polysaccharide metabolic process. Gene Ontology annotation, cellular component: fungal-type cell wall. The record is from RefSeq and is a predicted model, not a curated record.
UCUUCGACACGGCAGGUCCAUCGACAUAUACACAGCGGCAAUACUUCAUCAACAGCAAUGCAGAUUUCAGGAAAUCUUUUGUUGAGCUAUCUCAUCACGACUGGCUUCUCGGUUGUCGCUGCACCUGCUAUUGGCACAAGUGGUGGCCGACGCGGCCUCGGGUGGGAUCCCAGCUCGCCGGCAAGUUCGGCACUCAAGUAUAUUGGCAACAAGGUUGGCUGGUACUUCAACUGGUCGCCUGAGCCUUCUGCUGGCAUGCCAGGCAACUGGGAAUUUUACGCCAACCAGUGGGGAUCCGGCGAUAUCCAAAAUUUGGCGAACCGUCUGCAAGGCCGACCCAAGUUGAUUGGCUUCAACGAGCCUGAUUCUGCAACACAAGCACACUUGAGCCCUGGAGCUGCCAUUUUGUUGUACAAGCAAUACUUGACUGGCCUGAAGGGACAAGGCAAGAUCUCGCAGCUCGGUACUCCUGCCAUCACCAACUCGAUGCAACCAGGGGAAGGCUUGAGCUGGCUCUCGCAAUUCAUGGCUGGUUGUGGUGAUUGUGGACUUGACUUUGCUGUUGUUCAUUGGUACUCGACUGACUUUGAGGACUUUAAGAGGCACGUCACCACAGCGCACGAGAUUACCGGUCUCCCCGUCAAUGUGGCAGAGUUUGCCUACACGUCGUGGCAGUCUAGCAAUGAACCCUCUGAAGCAGUUGUACAAGACUUUAUGAACAAGGCUGUUGCAUGGCUCGAAGCGCAAAGCUUUGUCUCUGCGUACGCCUGGUUUGGUUCCAUGUAUGUGAGUGAAGCCAAGUAUCCCUCUCUUGGUGCUGCCAACUCGCUCAUCACGCAAGAUCUCAACAGCCUUACGUCGCUGGGUUACUCUUACGCGGGCUGAAGCAGCUGAUGAAGAUUUUUUUUGAUGACCCAUCGAGAAAUGAAGUGAUCGAUGCAUUUCCUAUACUUUUCUACAAAGCGCAAUGACUGAGGCUGCCCUGCAGGCAUGAUCACAGCCUCGUCGUCUUGCUGCCAUAUACAUCUUUAGAUAGCUUGAAAUACUAUGUUUACAAAUUCGCUGGCCGUUCGGCGCGCUUCUUGAGAUUGCGCUCGGCUGACACGCGUAACGCUGCAUGUUGCGAGACCA